UGUAGAAACUUUAGCAUAUAUGCAGGAGAUUAGAAUAUUCAUAGGAUCAUUGUUUAUACAGGCUGUAAUCUGAAAAUAACCCACAUGUCCACAGACAAGAAAAUAAAUGAAUAAAUGGUGGAAUAGAGGCACAAUGGGAUAUUUUGCAGCAGUGAAAAUGAAAGAACUAUGGCUACAUGUAAUCUAGAUUCUCUUAGUGACAUAAUGUUAAGUUUAAAAAGCAAAUGACAGAAUACUACAUAGAAUAUGGUACAACUUUCUAUACUACCCAAACACAAACAGAACUAAGCAGAGUUGUUUCAGGGCACAUACAUGCGGUAACAAAACUUAGAAAAUGGGAGGGUCCAAUGAUUAACACAAAAUUCAAGAUAAUUAAAAAAAAAAAUCUCUGAGUAGGGAAUGAGGGGAUGGGAGGGAAAGGACUCCCUGAGGAGAUGCAAUAGGCUCUGGUAAAACUGUACUUCACAAAUUAAGUUGUGUGUUCUUUAUAUUCUUUUGCAACAUUAUUAUUAAAAUAUUGUGAAAAUUUUAAACUUAAAUUACAAAAAGAAACUGGAAAGUGCCCCGUUUCCGGUGUACUAGCCAUAGAUGCCGCCCGCAAGGUGCUCUGGGUCAACACGCUCGUUGGGCGUGGCGUCCGAGGGAGCGGAGCCCCCAGCGUCGCUGCACGCAUGUGCCCUCCUGCCAGCCAAUCAGAGACGCUCCCGGACGAGGCGAGGUCGGCUUUUCUUCCGCGAGAAUUCUGACCUGCUUCGGAAUAGCUUCGAGGCUGUGAAGAGAAAACAUCGAAAAAUGGUGCCCUCAGGAAGAAAACAUACCGGGAAAUCUGGGAGGACAUUCAUGGAGGAUCAGGUUAUAAGAGCCUGUGACUUUGAGAAAGUAGAUAAAAAACAUCUGAUUGGUUCAGAGGAUGUCAUCGAAGGGAAGACUCCAGUACUUGAUAAACAUGGGAAGAAAAGGACUUCUGCAGGAAAAGUUGAAGACGUGGGGGGUGAAGUGCAGAAUAUGCUGGAAAGAUUUGGAGCUGAUAUUAACAAGGCUCUUCUUGCCAAGAGAAAAAGACUAGAAAUGUAUACCAAGGCUUCUCUCAAAACCAGUAACCAGAAAAUUGAAAACAUUUGGAAAACCCAACAAGAGCAAAGGCAGAAGCUUAACCAAGAAUAUUCUCAGCAGUUUCUGACUUUGUUCCAGCAGUGGGAUAUAGAUGUGCAGAAAGCUGAUGAACAAGAAGAAAAACUAACUAAUAUGUUUCGACAGCAACAGAAAGUUUUUCAACAGUCUAGAAUUGUUCAGAACCAGAGACUGAAAACAAUUAAACAAUUAUAUGAGCAGUUCAUAAAGAGUAUGGAGGACUUGGAGAAGAAUCACGAUUAUCUACUUACUGGUGCACAAAACGAACUUAGAAAAGAAAUGGCUAUGUUGCAAAAAAAAAUUAUGAUGGAAACGCAGCAGCAAGAGAUGGCAAAUGUUCGAAAGUCUCUUCAGUCCAUGUUAUUCUGAUGACUCUUUGAAGGAAUAACUUGAACCUAAGUAAUAUGAUACAAUUAUAACAUUAGCUAAGAGGCAUGUAAGUUUUUAGAGUGGUUGAAAAUUCUGGUUUAAAAUAUUACAUCAUAUUAAUCAUUAGCUUAAGUGCAAGACCCUUCUUCUUCACCUCCAAAUAAAAUAAUGAAGUUAUGUGAGUAGCAGCAAUUCCUAAAUUAUAUGUACCACUGUGCUUUCAGCUCUUUAAUACUAAUAGUGAUUUUUUCUAACAUUUGUCAAUUAACUCUUAGCAAUAAAUAUGAUUUAAUUUCAA
This is a messenger RNA of Aethalodelphis obliquidens (Pacific white-sided dolphin), 1798 nucleotides long. It is a transcript of the gene SYCP3, whose product is annotated as synaptonemal complex protein 3. The transcript is spliced from 9 exons. Lineage: Eukaryota; Metazoa; Chordata; Mammalia; Artiodactyla; Delphinidae. Gene Ontology annotation, biological process: spermatid development; meiotic cell cycle. Gene Ontology annotation, cellular component: synaptonemal complex. Bases 589 to 1500 code for a protein of 303 amino acids. The record is from RefSeq and is a predicted model, not a curated record.